Molecule: messenger RNA, 1984 nt
Organism: Serpula lacrymans var. lacrymans S7.9
Lineage: Eukaryota; Fungi; Basidiomycota; Agaricomycetes; Boletales; Serpulaceae
Exons: 11
Coding region: 144-1769 (541 amino acids)
Biological process (GO): basic amino acid transport; transmembrane transport
Cellular component (GO): fungal-type vacuole membrane
Molecular function (GO): basic amino acid transmembrane transporter activity
Source: RefSeq, a predicted model, not a curated record
GCAGAUCGAUCUUUUAAUCAAGUCGCGCUCCUUCUUGCGUACUGUAAGUCUUGUUCGCGUCCCUCAGUAUGUAACAUUUCUUCUGACACCCUUCCGUGUUUCAACUCCAUCACUUCUGUCCAUCCACCAACGAGAAACUUGAAAUGGCGCCAGCCAACGAACGCACACCCCUUCUCCCCGAUGGGAACAAUGAGCUCAAUCCUGACCACCAAUCUCAGCCUACCCCCGAUGAGGAGCAACCCAUCCUCGAAAGGACACCUCUGCAACUCGCUGCAAUCAUUCUCCCCAUGUCAAUCGGUGUAUUCCUAGUCGCAAUGGAUGGCACCAUUAUCGUUUCUUCUUACGCAGCGAUUGGAUCCGACUUCAACCAACUCCAGAAGACCAGCUGGGUCGCCACCGGUUACAUCCUCACCCUGACCAGCUUCCAGCCUUUGUAUGGAAAACUGAGCGACAUCUUUGGCCGGAAAACAUGUCUUAUCGCUGCCUAUACACUCUUUGCAUUGGGCGCUUUGUUCUGUGGCAUGGCAAGAAGCAUGAAUGAACUCAUCGCUGCAAGGGCUUUUGCUGGAAUGGGUGGAAGUGGUAUCUCAACCGUUGGCUCAAUCAUCAUGUCAGAUGUUGUUCCCCUCAGGAAAAGAGGUACUUGGCAAGGUUUACAAAGCAUCAUGUUCGCAGUCGGUUCGUCGGCUGGUGCUCCCUUAGGUGGUAUACUUGCUGACACAAUCGGGUGGAGAUGGUCUUUCCUAAUUCAGGUUCCCAUCACCAUGCUUGCAGUUUUGAUCGUGUCGUUCGCUCUCCAUUUGCCUGCCCAGACACUUUCCUCCACUUCAAGUACCUUCUUUGGCAAACUCAAGCGUAUCGACUUCUUGGGAGCCUCCACAUUGAUCGUUGCCGUUUUCGCCCUCCUUCUUGCCUUUGAUAGAGGUAGCACUGAUUCCUGGAGCUCGGACGUCACCAUCGCGUCGUUUGUGGUCGCAGCUGUCUUUGGAGUACUUUUCUUGGUCGUCGAAUGGUACUGGGCCUCCGAGCCCUUUGCACCCAAAAGGAUCAUGACGUCCCGUGCACUCGUUGCCUCUUACUCAAUCAACUUCUUCAGCACUGCGUCGAUGAUGACGAUGAUUUUUCAGUUGCCUCUCUAUCUGCAAGCUGUACGUCAGACUACUCCUAGUAUGGUCGGUCUGUGGCUAUUGCCGAGUGUCCUGGGUGGUGUUGGGGGCAGUCUCAUUGGCGGGUACACUAUCCAGCGUACCGGAAAGUACUACUGGUUAAUAGUGACAUCAUACACGGCGAUGUGUCUCGGCUCCGCUGUGAUCACACUCGCAACCGGUAUUCUCGCGUUCUCAGCCGUUGGAAUCAUCUUUGGCUUGGUUUUCUCGCGUCUGGGUGGUGGUGCUGGGAUCUCUGCGGGUCUUGUUGCGCUUCUUGCGAACGCCGGCCAACAGGACAAGGCAACUGCUACCGCUGUGUCAUAUCUCUUCCGAUCUUUGGGGUCGCUCGCGGGUGUCUCUUUGGGCAGUACUAUCAUGCAGUAUACCCUCCGCAAAUCGUUACGUGAGCAUCUUCAAGGAUCUACUGAUAUUGACAAGCUCGUUCGUCGCGUGGUUGAAUCACUGUCGUACAUCAACAAGCUCGAACCCAAGACACAGGCUAUCGUGCGGAACUCAUAUGCUGACGGUGUCCACGCUGCAAUGUGGCUGUCUGUUGUGUUGGUCGCAUUCGCAGUUGUGUCAAGUUUCUUCUUAAAAGUCAAGCCGUUGGAAAAGAAGUAAUUGGAAUCGUUGGCCGUUUUUUUCUUUCGUCUCCCCUCAAAACGUCAUUUGUUGUCGAAAUUGUGGAAUGCCUCAUAAACCUCACGCUCCUUACUCGCACUGUACUCGCGUCGCUAGCAUUGCACUGAUCACUGCUCUAAUAAUAUCUCACAGUUUUCUCGUUGUUCCCUUAUGCCCACCUUCGUAGCCCGAAUACCAUUGCCCUGUUUACACGC